Oncorhynchus gorbuscha (pink salmon) is the source of this 6494-nucleotide messenger RNA. RefSeq names its product regulating synaptic membrane exocytosis protein 1-like. Gene Ontology annotation, cellular component: presynaptic membrane; cytoskeleton of presynaptic active zone. Gene Ontology annotation, biological process: positive regulation of synaptic transmission; regulation of synaptic plasticity; regulation of membrane potential. NCBI's taxonomy places the organism in Eukaryota, Metazoa, Chordata, Actinopteri, Salmoniformes, Salmonidae. Gene Ontology annotation, molecular function: small GTPase binding; transmembrane transporter binding. The record is from RefSeq and is a predicted model, not a curated record. The transcript has 31 exons. Bases 138 to 3872 code for a protein of 1244 amino acids.
ACCAUCUGGUGGUGGCUCACGAACGGGCCCCAAUCCUGGUGCUCCUCACCCCCACCAAGGACCCCCCCCUCCAGCAGGCUGGGACCCCCCCUAAGGGACCCCACCCCAGCCAGCUGGACCCCAACUCCCAGGCAGCCAUGAUGCACAAGGCUAGGAGGGAAAAGCCCGGGGACAGCCUGCUGCGGAAGGACUCCCAGAGCUCGGACCAGUCGGAGUCACUGCGGCCGCCCCCACCCAGGCCCUACAAGAGCAAACGGGGCGUCAACAAGAGGCAGAUGUCUAUCAGCAGCUCAGAGGAGGAGGGCGCCUCCACGCCAGAGUACACCAGCUGUGAGGACGUGGACAUGGAGAGCGUCAGUGAGAAAGGGGAUUGGGACUGCCAUCCUCUGGAUCCUGCUAUGUGGCAUCAUCCAGUGACAUGGCAGCCGUCCAAGGAGGGCGACCACUUAAUCGGACGCAUCACUCUGAGCAAAAGGUCGGCCGUGCCCCGCGAGGCAGGCUCCUUACUAGGGUUAAAGGUUGUGGGUGGGAAGAUGACAGAGACAGGGAGACUGGGGGCCUUCAUCACCAAAGUCAAGAAAGGAAGUCUGGCGGACAUUGUUGGCCACCUACGAGCUGGUGAUGAGGUACUGCAGUGGAACGGGAAAUCGUUGCCGGGAGCAACCAAGAAGGAAGUGUACAACAUCAUUCUGGAAUCCAAGGCGGAGCCUCAAGUGGAAAUAGUUGUCUCAAGGCCUAUUGGAUCUAUCCACCACAUCAUUUCCAAUAACUUCUUGAGAAAGGUGUAUAGAGCGUAUCAAGACAUACCAAGAAUUCCAGAAACAUCACAUCCUCCUUUAGAAUCGAGCUCCAGUUCCUUUGAGUCUCAGAAGAUGGAGCGUCCCUCCAUAUCGGUCAUGUCCCCCACCAGCCCUGCUACCCUCAGAGCCCUCCCCGUCAUCCUGCCUGGACAGCUCUCUGUAAAGCUGUGGUAUGACAAAGUGGGCCAUCAACUGAACGUCAACGUCCUUCAAGCCAUAGACCUGCCCCCCCGACCAGACGGGCGACCCAGGAACCCCUACGUCAAGAUGUACUUCCUCCCUGACCGAAGUGAUAAGAGCAAGCGCAGGACCAAGACGGUAAAGAAGAGCGCUGGGCCCAAGUGGAACCAGACGUUCCUGUACUCCCACGUCCACCGCAGGGACUUCAGAGAACGCAUGCUGGAGAUCACUGUCUGGGACCAACCUAGAAUACAGGAGGAGGAGAGUGACUUCCUGGGAGAGAUCCUGAUAGAGCUGGAGACUGCCCUGCUGGACGACGUCCCUCACUGGUAUAAACUCCAGACCCACGACGUGUCCUCUCUACCUCUGCCCCAGCCAUCCCCUUACCUCCCGCGCAGACACGCCUCUCACGACAGCCCCAGCAAGAAACUACAGAGGUCCCAUCGCAUCAUUGACACAGAGUUUGAUGAUACAGGUAUAGCGGUAGUAUCUGAAGGUGCAGAGCGUAACUCGAGGGAGAGGGAGAGGAACAGCACCCUGACUGUCCCAGAGCAGCAGAGACUGGCCCAGCACCGCUCCAGAUCUGUGUCCCCUCACCGCGAGGACAUAACAAGGGCCCGCUCCCGCCCUGCACACGUCCCCAUGCAGAGGAGUCUGGAUGAGAUCCAUCAGAACCGCCACCACUCCUGCUCCCCCUCUCGUUACCAUGACUCCCACGGGGAGCACCGCUCCGGGGACUCGGACUACGAGUACUCCGAGGACAGUGAGGUCCUCGAGAUGCACAGGUCUAUCCGAGGCGGGAGUGCCGAGUGCCUGCACACAAACAGGGGCGUAGCUAGGUCCAGCAAUACACUACCACCCAAAAUGCCCCUGUUAGUCAAUGGUAUACACAAGGACAUAUACAGCAACACCCUCCCUGCAUGCCUAAAGGGCAAGCCUCCCCGGGGGCAUCAGGGAGGGGGCGGUCCCGCCUCCCGUAGCGUCCUCACGCACCGUGUGCUCAGGUUCACUGACGAGGUCACCGUUAGUGAUCUGCAGCCCAGUCUGGACCGGGUGAGGAGUGCCAGCACCACCUGCCUCAGACCUGACACCAACCUCCACUCUCCUGAUAGAGACAGAUGCUCCAACUCUCUGCCCCGCAGACAGCCCGCAGGCCCCAGGAUUUUAGUAGAGCAGGCCUCCCCAGAGGAAGAAAGGCAGUCAGGGAGCCUGGGUAGACCUGACAGUCAGAGAGGUAACAGCAAGAAAGGCCUGGAGGCUGACAGCUUUCUUUCGUUUGUUUGUUCUUUUCUUUCCACGUGGCCUGUUGAUGCCAGUCGUAUCCAGCCCACCUCUAUACUGAGGGGCAGUAGGGGGAGAGGGGGACCGCUGCGCCCCUUUAACCAGACACCCCUGGGGGGAUCUGUCCCUAACUCACCACGACAGGACAGAACACACACCCACAGCCCCUCCCCUCCUACAGGGACUCCCCAGUCAGGUCGCAGGGGCAGACAGCUGCCACAGGUUCCUGCCAGAAGCAGCAGUGUAGAGCAAGCUCUAGCAGUAGAGGAGCGAGCCAGACAGAUGAACAUGAAAGUACAUUCCUGCCGGCCUUCAGGCUCCCAUGACCCCGAGACGGACCUCAAGACCAAACGAGAGAUGUAUGCGGAUCAGCGGCGGAGCUCUGACAACGUGUCGGCCCGCUCGUCAGACAGCGACAUGAGUGACGCGUCGGCCCUAUCCCGCGCCAGCAGUGCCUCGCGCCUCAGCAGCACCUCCUACAUGUCCAUCCAAUCAGAACGCCCGCGCGGGCGGCUCAGGUCCAAGUCUUUAGAGGACGAGAAGAAGGAGAGGAGGAUCUCCUGGGGGAUGAAUGGAGAGCAGGAGAGGAUGAGGGCAGCAGGGAAGAGACGGUUCUCUCAAGAGCUGAAGAGGAGGAGACACACUGUGUCUGGGGACCCCAAAGACGCCAGUCGGCAGGUUCGUGCGGCGCCGGGCCGGACCAUGCUGAAGAGCACAAGCGUGAGCGGUGAGAUCUACGCGUCAGAGCGCACCGACGGCAGCCAAUCGGAUACGGCGCUGGGCACGGUGGGCAUGGGUGGCAAGAAGAGACGCUCCAGCCUCAGUGCCAGGGUGGUCUCCAUCGUCUCCAACAGACGUAGUCGCAGCACGUCGCAGAUCGUCGGCCCGGAGGGGAAGGGGAAGAAGGAGAAGGGUGCGUCCAUCCAGAGGAGCACAGAGACGGGCAUGGCUGUAGAGAUGACCAGGAACAUGAGUCGACAGUCCAGUAAAGAGUUCACCAACGGCACCAUGAACAGCUGCAACUCCGAGGGAAAUCUGCUUUUCGGUGGGGUGCGUCUGGGACAGCCAGGCAACCAGUUCAGCGACUUCCUGGAUGGUCUGGGUCCCGCCCAGCUGGUGGGCAGACAAACGCUGGCCACACCUGCCAUAGGUGAUAUUCAGAUCGGAAUGAUGGACAAGAAGGGUCAGCUGGAGGUGGAGGUGAUCAGAGCUCGGGGCCUUGUACAAAAGCCUGGAUCCAAAUCCCUCCCUGCUCCAUACGUCAAGGUCUAUCUGUUGAAUAAUGGAGCGUAUGUAGCCAAAAAGAAAACCAAGAUUGCACGGAAAACGCUGGACCCGCUGUACCAGCAAGCGCUGCAAUUCGAGGAGAGCCCACAGGGUAAAGUCUUACAGGUGAUCGUCUGGGGAGACUACGGACGAAUGGACCACAAAAGCUUCAUGGGAGUUGCACAAAUCCUAUUGGAGGAACUAGACUUAACAAGCACAGUGAUUGGCUGGUACAAGUUGUUCCCACCCUCCUCCUUAGUGGACCCCACACUAGCCUCCCUGACUCGACGUGCUUCCCAGUCGUCAUUGGACAGCUCCUCGGGCCCACCGGGCACCCGAUCCUAGUGGACCAAUAGGACUACAGCUACCAAUCUUAAUGGACCAAUGGGACUAUGGCUAGCCUACCGCUUUGUGAAAGGAAAUAACGUCACCGUAGAGAAUGAUUCUAGAACAACAACAAUCAAGAAACAGAGUCACAAUGAGUAACAAAAAAGCUUUGUUGAGAUCUGACAAUCACUCCUGGCAUCGUUUCAUCUCUUUGUUUGUUUUAGAGAGCGUUAGAUUUCAGUGUUUCAUUCCAGUAACGCAUUCGUCAUUGUUUUUUUUGCGGUUGUAAUCUAAGAACUAGGGCUGUGGGUAAUAAACAAUGUUUGGUAGCUAGGUAAGGCUGUGCUGGAGUCGAGCGGUAAGGAGACACUCGAUUCAUUGAAGAAACUAAGUAGAAAUGUAAAUGUGAAAGGAAGCAGGGUGGUAGUUUUUUAGUCAAACCAUCAAUACACAAAGAAAUGUAUGUUAGCAUCAGAAUGUAUGGACCCAAGACAGAGGUGUCAUCCUCAGGACCAUUAUGUCCUCUCCGCAGUGGUCCCCAUCCGGCCCCCAAACAGACUGCCAGCACUUCGGCCCCCAGGGCAGAGUGCUUCUGAGUGGGGUCGGUCCGGGCAAGCAGGGGUCUCCUUCUGGUGCCUAGACUUUGUGGAUUCACAUUACUGGUCCUUCUUUGUCAAAAUAUCAUUUUUUUGUUUUCAAUACGUUUACCAUGGCUGGUCCAAGCCGCUCUCUCGUUUUUGUCUUUGGUACGUUUGACUUUUUUUUCUCAGUUUGUUACUUAUGGCACAACAAUGUUUUUAUGAUGAGUAUGAGGUUUACGAUGCGUUGUCUGAUGUAUGCAUGGAGAAGAAUAAAAUGACACAAAGAAAAAAUAUGAAAUAGAGAAAAAAAAAAGUGUCUGCAAUGAGAUGCAGGGGACUGUUCAGUGACACAUCUUAAAUGACGAUUUUUACACUUGACGGUGAGAUUAGUGUGGGAUUACAAUGUUGUUUUCUUCGUUUCGUCACCUACACAACGUCCAACCCAGUUGUCUUUGUAUAGAUGUAUAUUAGACCUCCAAGGAGGUUGACCAAUAAAUAUCAUUAUACAUUUCAUUUUGGACUAUCACCAGGGUGUCAACAAGUCACUGUAAAAAAAAGAGAUCUUUGUCCACAAUCACGAGAACUUUCAUUUAGCUGUUUUCCUGGAGCAUCCUUCCCCUCACCCCAGCACAUGUUUAGGGGUUUUAUCCAAAACUUCAGUUUACAUUAUUUUGAGAUUCAAAAACAUAAGCCAAAAGUUCAACUUUUUGAGAAAAAAAAGUGAAUGAAAAAAAUAUAGAAAAUACUGCUUGCAAAUGUAAUUAUUUGGUUCAUUUCAUUUCUUCUUUGUCUCGAUUUCUUGGAAAAACAAAAAACAUCAGUUGCUCAAAUUUCCCUUCUGCAUCUUAGUGAAUAUGAAAAGUAACCAAUCAGAUUGAGCUUUCCGGACAGGAGCACCAAUGCUCAUCCUUCGUCAAGCCCGCUGACACCUGCCACACCAAAGCGGACGUGGCUCGGCAUGACUCGGACCUGUUCCAAGCUGCAUGCACAUUUUGUAAAACAAAAACGAUACCGGAAAAAAAAAAGAUUGAACUGAACUAGAUAUGUGUGUUCGUUCCACAUACCCGUAGGCCCGCUUGUAUGUUGCAUGCACUUGUACAGUUUGCUCGUACUUAAAUAUAAAGAGAAACCGAAGCCAUUCACAUCACGCGAAGACAUUCAAAAUAAUCAGCUGCAGUCAAAUCUAGUCCACAUCCUUCAUUCCGGUGCUGAAUGUUUUUCGAAACCAACUGAUUAACGAGAUUAUGUUGAUGUCUUUUUUAAAGCUAUUGAACACGUGCUGUACUGUCGUACUAAGCAAUCCUCACCGCCCAUUCUUUCAAAUCUACAGUUACUGUACACAUAGUUGACCUCUAUGGGGCUGAGACUACAUGUUUGAAUAUGUAUAAAUCAGAUCAAUUUAUAUACAAAGUAUAGUUAUGUUGAACAUAAUGAUGUAAUAAGAUAUAUGGAUACAUAUGUUACACAAAUUAUUUAGAGUAUAAUGUACCACAAGUAAUUUAGGUAUAUUGUAAAUAUUUUUUCAACCAACCAAACGGUUUAGUGAUAUUUACGAAUGGGGCCAAGUCAGAUUACGGCGACCUUGUCAAAUUCAUUAAGACUACGAUUGGAUUUAGAAAGUCACAAAGGGACACUACUUUACUUCAAGGCUUCAGGGUAUAGUCCCAAAUUGCCACACUUGAGUGUACUAGGGUAUCAGGCCAUAUUAUCUGCAAAAGCUGUCGUCAUUACACCUCUCUCUCCAUGCUUUGAAACCUACAACCUACGACCCCAGCCAUGUAAAAACCCAUUUAUAAAAACGUCAUUUUUUUUGUUUCAUGUUUAGUGAGUUAUUUUUUAAAAUUUUGUCAGUAUUAUUAGGAGAGAAAAAAAAAUGCUGAUUGUUUACAAUUGAUGUGUUCCACUGAAACAACAACUAGAAAAGAAAACGAUCAGAUAAAAAAAGAAAGUAUUCACUGCAGCGUUUCUUGUUUGGUAUAACAGCUGUGGCUCAAAUGAUGAGUAUGUUUUAUAUUUAAAAAAAAGAGUUCAUUUUUAUUAUUUACAAAUAAAAAAGAAU